AUGUCGGAUCCUCCAAAGAAAGUUGUUCUUCGCGUCCCUGCAACGACGGCGAAUUUGGGCCCAGCGUACGAUGUUCUUGGCAUGGCUCUCUCCAUCUUCAUGGAGGUGACGGUGGAGCACGCCGAUGAAUUCUCGGUGCAUCUCGAAGGCGAUGGAAGUGAGCACAUAAGCGCCGACCGCGAAAAUCUGAUGGUGAAGGCGUGCGAACUUGCCUUUACUGAGUUUGCAAAGAAGGAGAUGCCCCCACUGAAGUUCAUCAUGAAGAGCAAUAUUCCUUUUGGGUGUGGGUGUGGCUCUUCUUCUGCCGCUGCUGUGGCAGGAUUUGUUGCCGGGAUGAAACUCUGCGGCCUCACAAUGAAAACCGAAGAGGAAGAAGCUCUUCUGCAGGUGAUUGCCAGAUUUGAAGGCCAUCCUGACAAUGCAGCCCCCGCAAUUUAUGGGGGUAUUCAACUGGGUUACAAAGACAAUAAUGGCCGGUUUUUAACUUAUCGAGUUCCCACACCCGCGUCUCUUUUGGUUGUUUUAUUUGUCCCGAAGAAUAAAAUGAAGUUAAAUACGCACGCAACUCGUAAUCUAAUUCCAAGCAGUGUUUCGCUCGAAGAUACCGUUUUUAAUAUUUCCCGUUCCUCCAUUCUUGUACUGGCGCUCUGUACCGGGGAUCUUCGCUUGCUCAAAUCUUGUGAUGACAAACUGCACCAAAAGCAACGGGCUGAUGCCCUUUUCCCUCAUUUUCGUCCUUGUGUCGAUGCCGCCAUGGCUGCUGGUGCCCACUACGCCUUUCUUUCAGGUGCUGGACCCUCAGUGUGUGCACUUGUAGGUGGCCGACACGGCGACCCCUUGACUCAGCCGAGAGGCGAGCGCAUUGCUGAGAGUGUUGCUGAGGCAAUGAUUCAGGCAGCAAAUGCUGUGGGUGUAGCUGGACGUGCCAUUCUUACGCAGCCAUCAGACCAGGGGGUUCAUUGUGUUGGGGUGACAACCAUUCGACCGGACAUGGAGUACAUAUCAAUUUGA
Molecule: messenger RNA, 1011 nt
Organism: Trypanosoma cruzi
Lineage: Eukaryota; Euglenozoa; Kinetoplastea; Trypanosomatida; Trypanosomatidae
Product: homoserine kinase, putative
Exons: 1
Coding region: 1-1011 (336 amino acids)
Biological process (GO): L-threonine metabolic process
Molecular function (GO): homoserine kinase activity; ATP binding
Source: RefSeq, a predicted model, not a curated record